CAUCGCCGCGCAGUCUCUGGGGUAGUCAGCGUCGGAGCGCAGCUCUCUCGCGCAGUGGUCAGGACCUCUCUGGCCCGGGAGGAGCCUGCGGUCAGCGAGCGGCCUGGGAGCCAGAGCGUCACUGCUGCGGGGAAGGGCGUUCGGGGAGCCGGCGGCAGCAGCGCGCGGGUCCCGGGGCGGCGUGGUCGUUGCUCUCGCAAAGUUGGGCGCGCGCGGGCGCCGGGGCCGGAGCGAUGAAGAUGGUCGCGCCCUGGACGCGGUUCUACUCCAACAGCUGCUGCCUGUGCUGCCACGUGCGCACCGGCACCAUCCUGCUCGGCGUGUGGUACCUGCUCAUCAAUGCCGUGGUUCUGCUGAUUUUACUGAGCGCCCUGGCCAAUCCAGAUGAGUACCGCGUCUCCAGUUCAGAACUCAGAGGGAACUUGGACUUCAUAGAUGAAGCCAACAUAUAUAUUGCCAUCGCGAUUUCUGUGCUCAUGAUCGUGAUCUGUGCCAUGGCGACCUACGGCGCAUACAAGCAACGCUCGGCCUGGAUCAUCCCGUUCUUCUGCUACCAGAUUUUCGACUUCGCCUUGAACACCUUGGUUGCAAUCACUGUGCUCGUGUACCCGAACUCCAUUCAGGAGUACAUACGGCAGCUGCCCCCUGAAAUUCCCUAUAGAGAUGAUAUCAUGUCGGUGAACCCUACCUGUUUGGUCCUUAUUAUCCUUCUGUUUUUCAGCAUUAUCUUGACAUUUAAGAGUUACUUGAUUAGCUGUGUCUGGAACUGCUACAGAUACAUCAACGGCAGGAACGCCUCCGAUGUCCUGGUCUACGUCACCAGCAGUGACACCACGGUGCUGCUGCCCCCAUACAGUGACACCGCUGCGACUGGCACUGCCAAGGAGCCACCUCCGCCCUACGUGUCUGCCUGAGCCUGAGGGCCGCCCUGCAGCAGCAGCGCUCUGCAGACAUCCGGCAGUAGUUCUGAAUUCAAUCCCGAGACCAUCUCAUCUGUCGUCUGCUUGCCGCCUUUUCUGGUGUAGAUGUUCAGUUGAGGCCCUCUGUAGUUUAGAUAUACGCUUUAAUAGUGCCCCGUGGUAGCCGAGCUGUAGGUCCUGUAGAGUGGGAGUGGGGUUCAUGAGCUCCCGUAGUCUUUCCCACAAAACGUAGAUGGACCUUGAAUUCUGGAAGCCUGAUUUUUGUACCUGCUCACCCCCAAGUUGGGCGAUCAGUCAUAACUUUUUCUGUUUCCUUUGUCCCUUUCAAAAGUAAAAUAAAAACCAAAAUUGGAUAAUA
This is a messenger RNA of Cavia porcellus (domestic guinea pig), 1278 nucleotides long. RefSeq names its product lysosomal protein transmembrane 4 beta (gene Laptm4b). NCBI's taxonomy places the organism in Eukaryota, Metazoa, Chordata, Mammalia, Rodentia, Caviidae. The record is from RefSeq and is a predicted model, not a curated record. The transcript is spliced from 7 exons. Gene Ontology annotation, cellular component: lysosomal membrane. The coding region runs from base 234 to 914 and encodes 226 amino acids.